AUGGCGUCGCGUCGUCAUCUUCAGCACGCGGUCCCCGUGCCGGCCCUCCGCCGCCUGCUCGCCGCGUCCACCGCGCCGGUGGUUCCGCAGGCUGCACCCGCAGCGGCAGCGGCGGCGCUGCAUGUUCAGUCGGCCGGCGGACACGCGCAUGCGGUGAAUGCGCAAGCUAAGGAGAUCCGAUCCGCAUCGUACACUUCCAGCAGCAUCAGCUCCCCGCUCAUUCCCGCUUCCGCCCGUCCCGCUUCUUCCGCCUCCGCCGCCAAGCCUUCCGCUCUGCUCGAUCCCCGCGCGCCAUCUGCGCACCAUGCAUCCGCGUGCCUGUCGGGAGUGGCCUUCCGCUGGAAGUCUGCGCGCAAAUACUCCGCCGCCGCCGCCGCCGCCUCCGCCUUUCCGCCCCACCAGCCUGUCGCCAUGCCCUCGCUCUCCCCCACCAUGACGCAGGGCAACAUCGCCAAGUGGUGCAAGGCGGAGGGCGAGCAGGUGAACGCGGGCGACGUGCUGUGCGAGAUCGAGACGGACAAGGCGACGCUAUCAAUGGAGAGCAUGGAGGACGGGUAUCUCGCCAAGAUCCUCAUGCCCGAGGGCUCCAAGGACAUUCCCGUUGGCACUCUGAUAGCAGUGAUGGUGGAGGACAACGCUGACCUUCCCAAGUUCGCGUCCUUCACGGCUGCUGACGCCGGUGCCUCCGCGCCCCCUGCCGCCCCCGCUGCCCCUGCCGCUCCCUCCGACGCUGGCUCGUCUGCUCCCCCCUCAGAUCUGCCGCCCUUCCAUUCGCUCGCCAUGCCAUCGCUCUCCCCCACCAUGACCCAGGGCAACAUAGUGCGGUGGCGCAAGUCAGUGGGAGACGCACUGGCAGCGGGCGAGGUGCUGUGCGAGAUAGAGACGGACAAGGCGACGCUGGAGAUGGAGGCCAUGGAGGAUGGCUUCCUCGCCUCCAUCCUCGUGCAUGCCGGCGCCAAGGACGUUGCUGUCGGCACGCCCAUCGCCAUCAUACGAGUGGCGGAGCAGAUGCAGCUGUCCAUUCAGACGGUGCCGCACUUCUACCUUUCUGCUGACGCUCCCCUCGAUGCUGCUGCCAAGGUGUUGGAGCAGCUGAAUGCAGCAUCUGAUGUGCAGGUCACCUCCACCGCUCUACUCAUCAAGGCAGCAGCAUUGGCAUCCAAGAAGGUUCCUGCAUGCAACAGCUCCUGGGGUGGCGACUUCAUUCGAGAGUACUCCGAUGUGAAUGUGGCGAUCGCUGUCUCCACACCUGACGGCACUUUGUACCCAGUCAUCAAGGCGGCCAACACCAAGGGCCUGGCCCAGAUCGCUUCAGAGAUCCACCGCCUCUCCACUGCAGCCUUGGAGAAAACUCUCUCCGAAUCUGACCUCCAGGGUGCGACCUUCACAGUGUCAGAUGUGAGUGGAGCGGGGCUCAAGUCUCUGUCCGCCAUCAUCCACCCUCCGCAGUCGUGCUUCCUCACCAUCGGCGCUGCGCAAGAAAGGGUGGUGCCGGGCGCAGCAGAGGGCGAGUUUGCAGUGCAGCCCUUCGCCACAGUCACUCUCAGCUGCGACCACCGCGUUGUCGACGGAGCGGUGGGAGCGCAAUGGAUGGGCGAGUUCAAGUCGUUGCUCUCCAACCCCAUCACCUUGCUCCUCUAG
This is a messenger RNA of Closterium sp. Yama58-4, 1641 nucleotides long. The record is from the annotation of a GenBank genome assembly. Lineage: Eukaryota; Viridiplantae; Streptophyta; Zygnematophyceae; Desmidiales; Closteriaceae.